UCGCCCUCUAUUGUUAAUAGAAAAGAGGACUGUGUUUCAAUGACCUUGGCGUCUUCUCCGACUGCUUCCGCCUCCUCGACGUCUUCUGACUGUUUCUGAGCCAGGGUCGAUCAGCAAAAUUGCUCCAGGCUUCUGGACAUUGCACAUAAUGCCUCCCCCAGCUUUGAUGAGAGGCUGCAGCUUGCUCUUGAUAGGGCCCGGACGCAGAUAAAAGGCAAGGGGCUCUCCUUCCACAGUCAUGAAGAGAACUGGCGAGAUGCUGCACUGGGUGACAUCUUGCCCUUCGGACGCCAUCUUAGGAAACACAAAGAGCCAAAUUAAGAAGCACAGAUGGUAUUAUGCUACGGACCAGUGAUUCCCAACCACGUUUACUUAGCUGUAAACUAAACCAAAAACAACCAAAAAUUAUUUGUAUCUCUAUGCCAGCGACGCAGUGAGUCAGAAAAAAUUCAUGGUUGUCCACUAUACAGCAGGUAUGUAAUAAGUAACCCGUGUAUCCAGUUGUUGACAUUCAAAAAGCAGAAUAAGUCACAGCACACUUUUAGUGAGACAGCUGUGAUAGCGAUGGAUACAUAUUUGAAAAGAACGAAAUCCGGACUCGGUCCUGGUGCAAAUUCGGACCCAGGUGAAGGUCCUAGUAAAAGUCGUGGUCCGAAGAAAGCAAAAAAAGUUUGCUCAAGACGAUACAACGAAAGUUAUCUUUCCUUUGGAUUCAUCUUUACCGGGGACCCAACCGAGCUGACUCCAUUAUGCUUGGUGUGUGGGGAAAAGCUGUCUAACAGUGCCAUGGUUCCAAGCAAACUUAAACGUCAUCUCCAAACAAAACACCCGUCACUUCAAAACAAAGACCGAGAAUAUUUUGCUCAACUGCGUGAACAGACUGGGAAGCUGUCUGCUUUAUUGAGAAAAAACACUGUGGGGAAUGAGAGAGUUCUAAAAGCUAACUACCAAGUUGCUGAACUCAUAGCCAAAUCCAAACAGCCACACACCAUAGCAGAGACAAUAAUACUACCUGCCUGUAAAAUCAUCGUUAAUGAGAUACUCGGCCCAGGAGCGCUUAAAGAAAUCACCCAAGUUCCUCUCUCAGCCAGUACGAUCGCCAGACGGAUCGAUAACAUGUCUGCGGACAUUGAAAGGACAGUUUUGGAAAAGCUGCGCAUGAGUGGGAAAUUUGCCUUGCAACUUGACGAAGCUACCGAUAUGAGUGGAUGUUCACAGCUUUUUGCAAAUGUGCGCUUUGUGGACGGAGACGGCAUCAAAGAAAACUUCCUAUUUUGCAAGGACUUGCCAGGAAGAAGAACAGGUGAGGAAAUUUUUCGAGCUGCGUCGGAGUACCUUGAACAAGGAAGACUUAAGUGGGAAAACUGCAUUAGUGUCAGCACCGAUGGAGCGGAUGCUACGUUUGGGCGCAACCAGGGAUUUGUAAACAGAGUGAAAGAGCGACAGCCGGAAGUCAUUGUGACGCAUUUUUUACUGCACCGUGAGACACUAAUCUCCAAGACAUUACCAGCAGACCUAGCUUCUGUGUUGGAUGACAUUGUGCGCAUGAUCAAUUUUGCAAAGAUGAGACCUGUAAAAAGUUGGAUGUUUGCAUCAUUGUGUGAGGAAAUGGGAGUGGAUCAUGAAGUUUUGUUGAUCCAUACAGAGCUCCGGUGGUUGUCCCGUGGUAAAGUUUUAGCUUGUGUGUAUGACCUGAGAGAGGAACUAAGAGCCUCUCUGACAAAUGAGAGGCACAAUGAUGCCAAGUUGUUUUCAAGCGAAAAAUGGUGUGCCAAACUGGCGUACCUGGCAGAUAUAUUUCAACAUUUGAAUGACCUGAACGCACGGAUGCAAGGACGAAAUGAAAAUCUGCUCACAAGUACAGAUAAAAUAAAUGGAUUUCGCGCAAAGGUGCAGCUCUGGCGGCAGCACGUGCAAUGCGGCAACCUCGACAUGUUUCCACACACUCAGAAAUGGCAAAUUGUCGACAGUGCCGCACUGUGUGAGACAAUAGGUAAACAUUUGCAAACUCUUGAGCAGAAGUUGGCAUUUUAUUGCCCCUCACUAGACACAGACACCUUGGACUGGGUUAGAAAUCCAUAUAGCGCGACUGUAGUCAGAAAGGACAUGACUUUGCAGGAGCAGGAGGAAAUCACUGAACUGAGGCAAAAUCGGGGUUUAAAGCUGAACUUUGCUGAUCUACCUUUGGACACUUUUUGGCUGACUGCUGCCAAACAGUUCCCCAUUUUGGCAAACAGAGCAAUCUCAGCCCUACUCCCAUUUUCCACAACCGAUCUAUGCGAGUUGGGCUUUUCAAGUAUGACUGCCAUCAAAAGUAAAAAAGGAGAGAGACUCUGUGCUGCUGAAGAAAAUCUCCGUGUGUGUAUUUCAUCAAUUCCUGCCAGUAUAUCAACUUUGUGUUCAACAGAACAGGACCCAGAUUUCACACUGAGUAUGUACACUUGUGAGUAAAUUGAGUUGAGUUUGAGUGUAUAUUGGAUACUUUUUAUGUUUAAACAAUAUUUAUCUCAUAAGAAGUUAACUAGUCCAGUGAUUCCAAACCCUUAUUGUACUGAUUGCAAUUAUUAUCCGAUUUAACUUAUUUGGUCCUAAAAUUAUCAUAUUUAUACAGUAUAUUGUCACUGUCUGGCAGAAACCCUGCAUGUCCAAAUAUGGUCAAUGUCAUGUUUUUUUCCCCACAAAUUGAUAGUAAUGGUCAGUCCCCACGUAGUCUGUUAUUUUUACAAAUUAAUAACCAAUCUUAAGUGUUAAAAAGACAUUGAAAGCAACUCUAUUAACUCUCUUGGGCACUUCUACUGUUUGAGAAGUUUCAUAAGUCCACCUCUUCUUGACUCUACAGUAGCCCUGUGGCACUGUCGCUUCAAAACUGAAAGUCUUAGUUUUUGUUGUUGUUGUCAAAAACGAGUGCAAAGAGGUUAGAUGCAUUAGAGUAGGCCUGUUUUGUUAAAAAUCAAUAGCCGUAAUGCUUCGGUGCAGAAGGACGCCUACUCUGUCAGCCACAAAGGUGAAUUUGUGUUUGGAUUAAUUUCUGCCUACUACAUUGUCUUGUCAGCUCAUCGUACGGGUGCGCGGUAUAAUCGGUGGAAGGUAUACAUUUGGACGAAGAAACUGAUUUGAACUUAACCGACCAAUCGCGAUAAAGCUUUUUGAUUAUGUCAUCAUAUCUGUUUCAGUAUAAAAAUGGCUCAUGCAUGAUUGCA
This is a messenger RNA of Phycodurus eques (leafy seadragon), 3200 nucleotides long. Its product is annotated as zinc finger BED domain-containing protein 5-like. The transcript is spliced from 2 exons. Lineage: Eukaryota; Metazoa; Chordata; Actinopteri; Syngnathiformes; Syngnathidae. The record is from RefSeq and is a predicted model, not a curated record. Bases 565 to 2451 code for a protein of 628 amino acids.